UCAAGAAAUUCUUCCUUGUAAUUAGCAUGACAAUUAAGAGGAAGCUUGUAGAGAAUAGGAAAACACCACUUCCUAAAACAGAACUUAAUUUAACUUAAACCGGUUUCUGAAGGCUUGAAACAUCUAUGCAACAUUUUUCGAUAGGCUCAAGGUGUCUGGGCCCAGGAGUUAUACGGAUAAAGAUAAUUAAAUGUUGAUUUGUCUGAAUUGUUUUAUUUGAUCCUGUAAAUCACUAUCCAGCUAUCAUAUCUGCCCACAUUUGACCACAUUCUUGAUCUGGCAGAAAGGUGUAGUGCAUACUGGUUUACAGGGCAAAGGUAGCAGCCCACUGAUAAGUUGUGCAGAACAUUGGACAUUGGAAGAAGCCAUCCACUGGUUUACUUUAGGUCACUUUCAAUAUGAUUUUAUUGUGAUUUUAAUGAAGUGUACAAUUCAAGUAAGAUCUGUACCAUUUACUAAAUAAAUAAAGAUUGAGACAGUGGCAGGAUUUAUUUUUAUUUUGUUUUAAUAUAUAACUGGUCUAGUUUAAUUUAUUUCAGCACAUACAAAGUGUAUUUCUUUAGAAUCAGUUUUACAGCCUAUACAUUAGAAAUUUACAUUUAAAUAUUAAUUAUCUGUGGCGUGUGCCCUUCUUGUCUUAGUAUUUGCACAUACAAUUUUAUUUUUCAUUGUCCUAAUGUUUGUACGGAUGGUGAUAUAACCUGGACUUUGUUCUGUUCGUGGCGUAGCUGUAAUUUUAGUGUAAUGCGAUGCCAUGAAUGUUCAUGUUGAAGAGGAUUUGGCAAGGUGUCUAGAAGUAGUCAGGAUAUUCUUAUGGUUUUAUUUCAAUAUCAUUUAAAAAGCAAACAUCCAGGCAGCAGAAUGCCGAAUGCAGAAUGUCUUGUAACUCAAUAUUUUAAUAAAAACUUUCUUUAAGUGUUUCCACUGAGAUGUUCUUUGAGCAUCUUUUCAGUGAAUCAGUAUCUUUUUGCAUUGAAUUGCAAGAAGUGUGGAAGAUGUGCUUCAGGAGACGCUUGCAAAAAGAGAAAGCUUUAGCUCAUGCCUCUGUGGGGAUUUCACAGCCAUGUGAACGACCGAUAAUAACCUUUUAUGUGCCCUCUUGCUCUCUUUUCCACCCUCCUUUAUUCCUUCCCACCGUCUCUCGCUCGCUCGCCCGCCCAUCAUCUUGUCUCUUAAAAGCUGACACAAAAGAGGCUCAUACAGAAGUGAAGGCUCCUCUGAUGGCAAACCGGCCUGAUGUAGAGAAUACACAUAAUGUGCAGCUAGCAACACAUUAAAAACAAGAUGGACAGACAAAAACAAAACUGUUAAACCAGGGGCGCAGUGUUGAUUAGUUAUGACAAGUAGCUGUGUGAAAGAUGUCCAUCCUUUCUACGACUGAUAUCAUUGAUGUUGGUCAUGGGGACUCUCUGUGCUGUGUCAAUGAAGAGGGACCUUCAUCAGGGAUGGCAGAAGUGAAACAGGAGAGCCAGUCUUCUCUAAGUCAAACAGCCUCAUACAACACUUCACACAAUGAGCUGAAUGACACGAUGCUCAUGGAGCCCAAAGAGGGUCAGCCAAUGAAGAGGAAGAAGGGCCCUGCCCCUAAGAUGCUGGGGAACGAGGUGUGUAGUGUGUGUGGAGACAAAGCAUCUGGCUUUCAUUAUAAUGUUCUGAGCUGUGAGGGCUGUAAAGGUUUCUUCAGACGCAGUGUGAUCAAAGGAGCUCAGUACACCUGCAAGAACUCGGGCCGCUGCGAAAUGGACAUGUACAUGCGCCGCAAGUGUCAGCAGUGCCGUCUGCGGAAGUGCAGGGAGGCAGGGAUGCUGGAGCAAUGUGUACUGUCAGAGGAGCAGAUCCGACUAAAGAAGAUGAAAAAACAGGAAGAAGAAACUGCACGGACGUCUUCGGUGGCCACGCCCAGCCCUGCCCCUGAGAUGCUCCCACUGGCUCCUGAACAGCAGGAGAUGAUAGAAAAGCUGGUUGCCAUGCAGAAACAGUGCAAUAAACGCUCAUUUCUGGACCGGCCCAAAGUCACACCAUGGCCACAGAAUCAGGACCCACUUAACCGAGAGAUUCGACAACAGCGGUUUGCUCACUUCACUGAGCUGGCCAUCAUGUCUGUUCAGGAGAUUGUAGACUUUGCUAAACAGCUGCCCGGCUUCCUGGAGCUCACCAGAGAGGACCAGAUCGCCCUGUUGAAGACCUCAACUAUAGAGAUCAUGCUGCUAGAGACAUCCAGACGUUACAACCCAGCGAUUGAGAGCAUCACCUUCCUCAAAGACUUCAGUUAUAAUAAGGAGGAUUUUGCUAAAGCAGGGCUGCAAUUGGAGUUCAUCAACCCAAUUUUUGAAUUUUCUAAGGGCAUGAAUGAUCUACACCUGGAUGAGGCGGAGUACGCUUUACUUAUCGCUAUCAAUAUUUUCUCAGCAGACCGCCCCAAUGUGCACGAUCACGAUUUAGUGGAAAGACUGCAGCAGCCUUAUGUGGAUGCCCUCAACUCUUACAUCAGAAUAAAACGACCCAAUGAUCAUCUGAUGUUUCCCCGCAUGCUGAUGAAGCUGGUAAGCCUUCGGACGCUGAGCAGCGUCCACUCAGAGCAAGUCUUCGCUCUGCGCCUCCAGGACAAGAAACUCCCCCCUCUGCUCUCUGAAAUUUGGGAUGUUCAUGAGUGAGCUGGUGCUCCACCCCCAGGACAGAAUGAGCCAAUGAAACAUAGCCGUGGUGGGGGGCCUCUAUAGACCAAGCACAAGUGUGGUGACUAACCUCAUAUCAUCCCCAAGGGCCUGAAAUGUCUCCCACUUUGGCAUGGAGCCAGUCGUAAUGACUUUGGUUUCGUCAUUCUCUUCCGUGUAUGAUUUGGACUCGGUGGGCGAUGGACUGCUUCCGUUGAAUGUGCUAUUGAUAGACUGUAUGGCCAGAAGUGGCUCAGGGACCGUUCAGAACUAAUAAUGGUUAUUUGACCAUUUGAGACUGAGGAUCUGGAUCCACAUAGACAUGCUUGCUAGUGUGAGUGGCUAUGAACAUGUAUGUGGACAUGGGUUUUUUGUGUGCGUGUCAUUUAUACUUAAUGGUUCCAGUACUGAGAGCUUUGUGCAGGUUUUAGUCUACUUUCAGAUUUUAACAGUGGUUAUCUUAAAGGCACCCCUCAUUAUACAACUGUUUUAUUUACAGUGUUUCACGAUUCUACACGUGCUGAUUGGUGGGAUAUGGCUGUCAGCCUUUUGAUUCUUAUAUGAUGAGUAUACAUACAUGCACAGGCGCACAUCUAUUGUUCAUUACUAUUUUUUUACAUUACGUCGUGUUUGGCACGUAUUUAGCCUUGUAAUUAACAUUAAAAAGCAGUCGCUUGCUAACACCCCAAAAUUGAACGUUUUUGUGAAUGAAAUCAGUAAAAUGCAAGACAUUUUAUAACAUUUUACACUGACCUAGCAUAUCCUUAAGAGCACAAGAAAUUUUGUUGGCUGCUGUUUGUUGGAUUAUGUAGAAAAAUAGCUGAUGUUGUUGUAUCAAUCAGUCCACUUACAGGAUCAGCCAUUUUUUUUAAGGUGGCCUAUGUUUUGCAUUAGGGUAUUACUUGGAGUGCUGGGUCACUGUAGGCAGGGAUCAGUUAGAGUCACUGGAGCUGUUAACCCAAAUCAGUGUGCUGCUCAACUGCUACUACUGAGAGGCUGAUAGAAAAGUGCAAAAAUUACGAAAAAAUUGCUGAAUAUAAUUUUAUAUUUAUCAUUGGGUAAUAAAUAGUUGCAUUCUUCAACCCAACAUACUGCUAUAUUGCUAUUUCAUCAUCUCAUUUUAUUUCACUUAUAUUUUUGGUAACCCUUGAUGCUAUUUUUGCUAAUAUGUAGACCCACCUCAAAAUCAAGAUGAGAAUGCUCUUUAAAUUUUUAAUUUACACAUACAGCAUUUAGUAUUUUUCUUGGCAUGUCUCUUAACCAAAUCUUGUUGUACCUCUCUAUGAGAAUAUUGUCCUUUUUUCAAGAGAUAUUGAUAAUGAAUGUAAAUCAAUACCUUCUUAUCAUGUUGGUUUUAUACUGAGCUCUGAAAUAAGGGACUGGGCAAGUAAGAGAACUUUUUAAUGUUUAGGUCCAGAGUCUUACAGUAACUCACAAUGUAAUAAUUCAGAAUCACAACUGACAUGUGUGACGACAGGCAAUUCAGUUUUACUGGUCUUGAGAAACUUUAGGUUUUAUAAACUAACAUUGGAAAAUAAGUAUUUCUUUUUUUCAAAUUAACUAACACAGUUAGUUUGCUGUGGCAUUAUCUGCUCUGACUGUGCAUAUUAUUUAGACUUGGUUUUAAGCAGUCGUACAUGCCCAUGUGACAGUUCAUUGUUUUAUCUCACCUAAAUCAUGUUCUUACUGUAUCUGCAUUGUCUUAUGAAACUAACUCUGCUUCUUUCAGGUAUCUAUAUUGUUCAUCCCUGCUAUGUUCAUAAAUUAUCUGCAUGCUUUAGGUUGGUUUCCAUCAAUUUAAAGCCCGUUUUACCAUAACAGUAAUUUAAAAUUUUCUGCAAGGGCUUCAGAAUGCAAGGGUAUUAAUGAGGCAACAACCCAUUAAACAGUAGACUCUGUAUGUAAUUUGUUAGACAUGCAUUGUGAAGAUUGAACCACUGUGAUCUUUCUGUUGAUUUGCCAUUAAACAAAAUGUAUCAAGGGGCAAGCAGAAUUCUGGUUAAAGGAAUACGGUCUCUGCUCUAAACUUUUCCCCAAGAACUGAAAUUAUGAAAUUGUUGUCCUCUGACAGAAUGUUACCACAUCAUGCAAGUGUUUGAUGCGAAGUUGAUUGUAGUUAUAAUUUAUUUGUACCCUCAGCUCAUUGGACCUCUUUACACUGAUUAACAUUGUCUUCAAUAGAGUCCUUGAAUGAGGUCAUCAUAGAAAUGCAACCUUAUGUAUGCCUUAAGUCCUUAUAUAUUCUGCUUUAUAUGUUUAAAUUAUAAGUAGACUAAAUUUAUUGUUCUGUGAGAGUAUAUAUUUAUCUGAUAAAAAUUCUGAGAAACUUAGAUGACUAAAAGCAUCAACUAUUCUUUAUACAGAAAUACAUUUACCUAAAACAGGGAACCUUUGUUGUUUCUGUCUUUUUAUUCUUCUUUUUUUUCUUUUUUUAAAAAAUAGAUCAGGGUUGACCCUGUAAAUAAAUGAUGAAUUUGAGCUUACAA
Molecule: messenger RNA, 5140 nt
Organism: Paramisgurnus dabryanus
Lineage: Eukaryota; Metazoa; Chordata; Actinopteri; Cypriniformes; Cobitidae
Gene: nr1h3
Product: nuclear receptor subfamily 1, group H, member 3
Biological process (GO): cell differentiation; lipid metabolic process; positive regulation of transcription by RNA polymerase II
Cellular component (GO): RNA polymerase II transcription regulator complex
Molecular function (GO): RNA polymerase II cis-regulatory region sequence-specific DNA binding; nuclear receptor activity; zinc ion binding
Source: RefSeq, a predicted model, not a curated record